AUGGCUUCAUGGGAGGAUAUAAAGAAUCAUUCGGAUGAGGAUGAAGACUCCAAAUAUGAAGCACAAAUCUAUUUUAUGGCUGGUCAUGAUCAAUUAGAUGAGAUUUGCCUAGCAUCCAAGAAGAAGAAAGACAUGUGGUACUUGGAUAGCGGAUGUUCUAGGCACAUGACGAGAAAGUCAACAUUCUUUGUCAAACCCAACAUGUAUAAUGGAAGAUUUGUGACUUUUGGUGAUGACGGUAAAGCUAAUGAAUCACUUUGUGCUGAUUUUGGUAGACUCAUGACUAGUGAAUUUGACAUGAGUAUGAUGGGUAAACCUAACUUCGUCCUUGGGCUUCAAAUAAAACAAACUCCUAAUAGAACUUUUAUUCACCUAGAGAAGUAUGCCAAUGAACUAGUUAAGAAGUUUGGAAUAGAGAAUGCCAAACCCAUGGACACUUUCAUGCACCCAAACUCAUGGUUGGAAAAGGGUGAAACUGAGAAAGAUGUUGAUGAGACUAGGUAUGAGAGAUAA
Arachis duranensis is the source of this 513-nucleotide messenger RNA. RefSeq lists its product as uncharacterized. The coding region runs from base 1 to 513 and encodes 170 amino acids. The transcript has 3 exons. Lineage: Eukaryota; Viridiplantae; Streptophyta; Magnoliopsida; Fabales; Fabaceae. The record is from RefSeq and is a predicted model, not a curated record.